This is a messenger RNA of Hyalella azteca, 5190 nucleotides long. RefSeq names its product N-acetylgalactosaminyltransferase 6 (gene Pgant6). Gene Ontology annotation, cellular component: Golgi apparatus. The record is from RefSeq and is a predicted model, not a curated record. The coding region runs from base 189 to 1952 and encodes 587 amino acids. Lineage: Eukaryota; Metazoa; Arthropoda; Malacostraca; Amphipoda; Hyalellidae. The transcript is spliced from 11 exons.
AUGAAUAUUGUUUUGUUUUGUGCUUUAUCUGACUCAGAGUGGCGACUUGAAUUUCUAUGACAACUCUUGCUCUGUGUCAUUAGCACUAUUGAGUCUAGGUCUGAGACUGAAUUCCUAGUAUCAAAUUAUAACCUGUGAUAAUGCUUUUCCUUACAGAUGAGUUUAUUUGACAUGUAUCUAUUUUAAUAAUGUCAAUCAGGAGAUUGUUUACUCGGCAUAGCCGAAAAUUUUUUAUUGGAGGAGCCAUUUUAUUCUUUUUCUUAGUUUGGUGGGUGCCAAGAAGUCUCGUUGAUCAAGUCAAUCUUGGACAUCGUGGCAUACUUCUUGGUCAUGUGCUGAAGCAUGACUACCAUGACCGUGAGUAUGAAACACGGGAGCUGCUGCAAACUGGGCUCGGGGAGCUUGGUGCUGCUGCAUUUUUGCCCUCAAGAGUUACAGAGCAGGAGAAAGAUGAACUCUACAAAGUCAAUGGCUUCAAUGCCCGACUUUCUGAUGAAAUUGCCCUCAACAGAUCACUAAAGGAUAUUAGACAUCCCAAGUGUUUAACACGGCUGUAUCUGGCUGAUCUGCCUACAGCUGCUGUGGUGGUUCCCUUCCAUAACGAACACUGGUCAACUCUGCUGCGCACAGCUUUCUCUGCAUACAACAGGGCUCCCAAGCACCUGCUCAAGGAGAUUAUUCUUGUUGAUGAUGCUAGCACUAAAAGCUUUCUAAAGGAGAAGCUAGACACGUUCUUGGCAGAGCACCUUCCUGUGGCGCGGGUGGUGCGUCUCUCUGACCGGCAAGGCCUGAUCAGAGCGCGACUGGAGGGCGCCAAACACGCCACUGCGGACACCCUCGUCUUCCUUGACUCUCACACGGAGUGCACCACCAACUGGCUGCCGCCACUACUUGAGCCAAUCCAGAAAGACUACCGCACUGCCGUGUGCCCCUUCAUUGACGUGAUCGACUUCGAGACGUUUGAGUACAGAGCUCAGGACGAGGGGCGAAGAGGCGGCUUUGACUGGGAGUUCUUCUACAAACGCCUGCCUUUACUGCCGGAGGACGAGGCCCUAAUGCCCGAGCCUUUCAAGAGCCCUGUUAUGGCUGGGGGACUUUUUGCAAUCAGUACAAAAUUUUUCUGGGAGCUUGGAGGCUACGACCCUGGCCUGGACAUCUGGGGAGGCGAGCAGUACGAGCUUUCGUUCAAGGUGUGGCAGUGUCACGGCCAGAUGCUCGACGCUCCGUGCUCCAGGAUCGGCCACAUCUACCGCAAGUUUGCGCCCUUCCCUAAUCCCAGAAAAGAUAACUUCGUGGCUAGGAACUACCGCCGUGUUGCUGAAGUUUGGAUGGAUGACUAUAAGAAAUAUCUCUACGCCAGACAGCCUGGCUGGCUCCAGAUAUCGACAGGAGACUUGACGGAGCAGCACGCGGUGCGUGAGCGCAACAAGUGCAAGCCGUUCCAGUGGUUCAUGGACGAGGUCGCUUUCGACCUCGUCAAGCACUACCCGCUGGUCGAGCCUCCUGACUACUGCAAUGGCACUGUAAGGAGCAUGGCGAAGCCCUCGCUGUGUGUGGACACUCAGUUUAAGGGCCAGUUUGACCGCCUGGACUCACUGGCUGACUGUUCCUCCAGCUCCCAGCAGCUCUUCCAGCUCACUGGCUACAAGGACCUGCGGCCGCUCAAGAGUCAUAAUUGCUUUGAUGUGCCUGAUGUGGCGGGAGCUCGUGCCCCUGUCCUGCUCUACGGAUGCCAUAAAGGCCUUGGCAACCAAAUGUGGAACUACAACUUGGAAACGCACACGAUCAGGUUCGGGCAGUACGGUUCCCACUGCCUGGACGCUAACCUCGCUACCAAGGAGCUCUUCGUGUCGGCCUGCAACGAGGGCAGCGAGUCUCAGCGAUGGGAAUGGACGUAUGUCAACGAAGAACGCCUCAAGCGUUACGAUAUACUCGACCCCUUGCCUUCUUAAACCACAAAUUCGUCAUAAUACUUGCUCAUUUUCUACUCCUUGCUUCUAUGGAAUUUAAAAAUAAUUUAAAAUCAGAGAAACGUGCUCCAUGAGUAGGAAAGUUUUUAUUCUUGAAUUGAGUUUGACAACGAAUUUAAAAAUGCAAGAUCGUGCCUCCCGAGUCUUGCUUUGCUCACCGUUACCUAUACCUUAUCAUCGAAUUGAGAAUCAUAUUGAUGGGGCGCACGAUUUGUACUGUUAACAUGAGUGUGAGUGAUAAAUAGGAAAUGGGUGUGCUAAAAUCUCAGGUUCUAAUGAGAUAAGUCGUUUCAUCUGAUGAAAAUAAAGCCACUCAAAAUCUACUUGAAACUUACCUGUGCAAUGUUUAAUUUUAGUAGCAGAGCAUUUAGGAGCAGCUAAGUGAGAAUUAUUAUUGAACGGCCAGUCUUUGGUAUUAACGAAUGCAUUAGAGAUGUUGUGUGCUCGCAUAACCCCUGGUCAAUAAGCUGUCAAGAGGGCAUGUCAAUUUUCCAUGGUGCGCCAUGAUUAAUUUUAAGAAUUACGGCAGUUCUGAUUAGUUUUCGCGCUUCAUAAAAUCCCUGCUGUGGCUCGAAAAAAUCUUUCACCUUAUAUUGAGAAUGAGAAAUGUUUAUUUUCAUCCGUAGCUUGUUUUUAAACUAUAUAGAUCGACUUGAGAGUCGGGCUUGGAGUCCUCGAAUUUGCAGGUUUUUAUUUAUUUAAGAAGUAAAAAAAAUAAUUGGAAUAAUUGGUAAGUAUUUGUAUAUGAAGCAAUAACGCUCUUAACGUUCCAAUAUAAAUAUUAAGACAAUAUUUUACAAUUAUUUAUGCAUGUCUUCUUGAUAGGUGAACGCCAUUUCAAAGAAUCACAUUUGCGUAGAGCUUUUUGGAAGCUGAUGUUUGUUUCUCCGAAGCUGAUCCAUUAAUAUGUGAGAAAUAUUCCAUUAUAUGAAUUUAGUUUUGUGUUAUUUAUUUUGAGAUAUCCAUGCGGGCUUGUGUUAAAACCUGUUAAUAUUACAGUUAAAAGAUAAUUCGUUAAAUAAUUAAGUGUAGGUAUCGCUCAUUAACGAAUCAAACAAACCACCCAGCUUCAUUGCUCAAAUCACGGCAACUUUUCAUUAUUUAUGUUCGUUCUGUAUUUUCACCCAUUGCGCGAGUUCACCCUUGGCGCCAUGACUUACUAGUCAUUCCUUCUUGACUUAAUUCCAACCGACGUGCAGACUCCGAACCCGUAUGAGCAGUGAAGCCAAGUAUCAUGGAUACCACCAUGAUCACACUUAGAAAUUUGAAGGAAGUCAUGUGGUGCAGCUCCAGGAUGCAAUUAAUAUUGACUAAUAAUCUUCUGGGGAGCUUUGAUGCAUCGAAUAGUAAAGUUCACGGACAGAGUUUGUGCCAUGGUCCAGCGUCGUAGAUCAUCAGUAUUAGUACUGGAUCAUCAAUUAGUAGUAGAUUGUUCCAGGAUGCGUUCUAGCCCUCCACAUUCCGUACCUAUGUCAAGCCUACAGGUGCACUCCAUUUCCACUGACAUGAGGUUUUGCUGUUUCAAGUUUAUUGUCGUAAUUUUGUUGUAUAGUCGAGUAGUGUGACGAAAUUUAUUUUGACGAAAGUAAUAUUAGAACUGUUUAAGAUAUUAUAAUUAUUGAUAUAUGAAUUCUUAUGCUCGCAAGAUAUUAUUUAUUCAACUGGAAUAAUGGAAUGCAAGAAGUAUUACUUAGAGAUAAAUUAGAUAAAAGAUAAAUAUUAUCAUUUGUCCGUUUGCUCAUGUCUUCAAAAGCAUAAUAUUCAGCUUCCCAUUCAGCUCUAAAUGUGUACAAGUCUAGAGUUCCAUUAGUUACACAGCUCAAUCCUUGUCGCAGCAUUAAUGAUAGCUGCCUUGAUACAAUUAUUUUUAUAUAAAGUCAAUAAGGCUUAAAUGGAAUUUAUGGACCGUUUUGUAUGUGGUUAUUUGCAGAUGCCUAGCAUAUGUAGGUACCUAAUUAUUUCUUAAUUCCUUCGCCUCUCAUUUACUCGUAAUUUUUCUUUGGUAUGGAAUUUCUUGCAUAUAUCGUCCUUCACAUGUUUGCAACGCUCAUGUCGUUACCGCUGUGCAAGUUUGUUAUUCUACUUAAAUCAGCGACUCUUACCGCCACUCUGAGCUGAUGCUUCUCUCAUGAUCAACAUGGACGUUGAUCUUAAUAUAGUUGGUCCAUUUCGACUCUGCAUUCUGAAUUUGUUGUAAAAAUCUUGUCUCGCCGGCAACACUAUUUUUUUUUUAGUUUUCGGUUUGAAUGCAUAAAAGUUUAUAGUGUUUUCUGAAAGAGUUGUGGCCAAAAAAUUUGAACUGCUUGUGAAUUUUUCUACCGCAAUCUGCUUUCCUGAAUCUGGCCAUGGAAAUGGAUGAAUUCAUUUAGAUAUUUAUCUUUACAAGCCAAGGAUCAGAUGGUAAUAUUGGCUAAAUGUUAUCUUCUUUGGUAUCUUAUCUACUAGGAAUAUUUUAAUUGACUUGUGAGCCAUCCAUGAAUGGUAAUCCGUUUGCGUUUCAUAAGGAUCUUUAAAGGUGAGUUUAGGCAAUCGUGACCAAUGUAAAAGCGACGUUACAAAGAGCAGAUCAACUUAGGUCUAUUCUGUAUGAUUUUUAAUAAAUGGCUUCGUAGUGAUAGAUGUUGAGUACAGAAGCUUGCAGGGUAACAGACACCUGCUUAUAAUAAUGCUCUGCAUGGGAGUCGUUGGCUUUUGUCGGAAUAAAAUUCUUUUACUGCCUUAUGUGAAUAAGAAUUUCAAGUGUCGUUGAGGUGAAUAAAUAUAGUUAUUGUAUUGCACCGUUUUGUGUGCUGCAGUCUUGGUGUAAUUCAGAGCACGUUGUGUGUAUUCUGUUUCUGUUUUGUGUGGCAAUGUUACUCUGUAAUCCAAGAAAUUUAUGCACAUUUUAUUGUUUCGUUUGUAGUUGAUUUGUUUUAUCAUUCGAAAAUAUGGUCUUUGACAUUCCACGUUAUUAAUAUUGUUGACGUUGAUUUAAUUCUAUUUCGUGUGUUAUCAUUUAUUCGUGGAUUGAUGAAUUUUCUCUUUAGAUUGAACACGAUUACCAAUUUAUAAUCCAGUCUUCGAUGAGAAUGAAGGACUUCUGAUGUUCAGUGUUGUCUUGGGACUACCAUACAUGCGUUGUGUUAUUGCGUGCAACGAAAGAUUGGCAUUUGCCUGUCGAAUGGCUGUGUGAGUUUGAUGUGUUUUGUUACAAGUUGAUUUUAGUAAAAGUUGCAGUAAA